AAUUUUAUACUCUAAGAAGAAGAAGAAGAAACAAAGGACAAUUUUACCCCUAAUCUUAACGUCUAAAUAACACAAAUGUGACGGAAGGACCAAUGGUGGAACAAAUUUGAUAGUCAAGAGUUUAUUUCGUUCAAAUUAAAAGACGAGGACCAAUUUUGAAAAGAAAUUAGUGGCAAAUUGAGUGAAAUUUUUGCGCAGCUCCAUUACUCUGCCCAAACCCUAUUAUAGCCACCAGGUAACCACCUCCUGUCCUCUUCCAUUCAUAACUCAAAACCCCUAAAACCCUGAGCCGAUAAGCUUAGUUAUUUCGCUCUGGGUCCUAUUGAAUCCGGGCAGCAAGAAAGAUUGAAGCUUUCUCCAGUGUUUGAAAAUUCACUUGUUAAUUUUACAAUUUAACGAGUAUUUAUAGUGUGUAGCUCUUGAAGUGAGGCUAUUAAUUGGAGAUUGCUGAGAUAAAGAGCUAAUGGGCACGUCCCAUUUUUCCAUAAUAUAUUGCCAUGUACUCUGUUCAGUCUGUUGUUCUUCUUGGUCAAAAGAUCAUCCAGAGCUUCCCUCGUUUUAGCAGUUUUUCGAGUUUUUUGUGUACUCAAACGUUUAACAGCGAUGAUGUCUUAAACGGGUUAGGAAGCUUUGAGGAGGAGUAUUUGAAAGAAAGCUGGAAAUUUCCGAAUUUUGAUUAUAACUUUGAAGAGAGUUCAAAAUACUCUGAUCAGUCACUCGGUUUCAUGGGAGGUCAUGGCUUUCCUGAAGGAAAUUCCCAACAGAAAUUUUCCACCAGGAGCAAUUUCAUUAAUGAUGCAAAAAGUGAUGCUCGGCGGAUUCUUGAAGUUGUUUAUCAAGAUGGUCCAGGGUUUGAUACAAAAGCAGCUUUAGAUGAUUUGCAAGUUAGGCUUUCUGGCCUUCUAGUGAGGGAGGUUCUUGUAGGGAUACUGAAAACCUUAAAUUAUGCAGAUAAGAGUAGGUGUGCCAAGAUGGGGUACAAGUUCUUUUUAUGGUCAGGUCAGCAUGAGAACUACAAGCACACAGCAAAUUCAUACCAUUUACUCAUGAAGAUUUUUGCAGAGUCAGAGGAAUUCAAAGCCAUGUGGAGAUUAGUUGAUGAGAUGAUUGAGAAAGGUUACUCAGUUACUGCUCGGACUUUUAACAUAUUGAUAUGUACUUGUGGUGAGGCAGGAUUAGCUAGAAAAGUAGUUGAGAAGUUUAUUAAGACAAAGAUAUUUAAUUAUAGGCCGUUCAAGCUUUCAUUUAAUUCAAUUUUACAUUCCCUUUUGACUGUAAAACAGUACAGGUUGAUUGAGUGGGUGUAUCAGCAGAUGCUGGAUGAAGGCCAUUCACCUGAUAUGCUAACAUAUAAUAUCCUCCUGUGUGCAAAGUACAGGCUGGGAAAACUGGAUCAAUUUCACAGAUUGCUUGAUGAAAUGGGAAGAAAUGGCUUUUCACCUGAUUUUCAUACCUUCAAUAUACUACUUCAUGUCCUUGGUAAAUGGGACAAACCACUAGCAGCUCUUAAUCUUUUGAAUCACAUGAAUGAAGUUGGUUAUGAUCCUGGCAUUCUUCAUUUCACGACUUUGAUUGAUGGGCUCAGUCGAGCAGGCAACUUGGAGGCAUGCAAAUAUUUUUUUGACAGGAUGAUACAAGGGAUUGUGCCUGAUGUGGUGUGCUAUACGGUAAUGAUAACUGGAUAUGUCACGGCUGGUGAACUUGAUAAAGCCAAGGGAUUAUUUUCUGAUAUGGUUAACAAGGGGCAGCUGCCAAAUGCAUUUACCUACAACUCCAUAAUCCGUGGGCUUUGUAUGUCGAGGAAAUUUGAGGAGGCUUGUUUGAUAUUGAAAGAAAUGGAAUCAAAGGGUUGUAAUCCAAAUUUUCUUGUGUAUAGUACACUAGUGAAAAACUUGCAGCAUGCUGGAAAGCUCUUCGAAGCUGAUCGAGUGGUGAGAUAUAUGGUGGAAAAGGGGUGCUAUAUUCCGCUUGUAUCAAAAAUCAGAAAAUAUAAAAGAUGUUGAAGGGAUACAAUCCACCAACUUUUAGGCAGAAUGAAAUUGUUAUUUGGAUAUGGGGAAUGGAUUUUGUUCUCUAUUUUCUCAUACUAAGCAAUGGAUCCGAAUCAAUUAUCUGGAAUCUCAAAUCCAUUCUGCACUCUUUCCUACACACCAAGUGAAUCCAUUGUGUAGGUUUAUCAUUUAUGUGGAGAGCACAAACACGGAUAAUGUUAGGUACUUCACUAUGCCCUGCUAUUGUUAUCCAAUACAUUGUAAUGAUGAAAACGAGAGAGUAGAAAAUUUGUUUCUAAUGUUGGUUCUAUCCAGGAAAAUAUUAUAUACUCCGUAUUUGUUAUAUUAUAUAGUAGCAUUUGGAUAUAUAGGUUCUGGGAGGUUCUAGCACACUGUAUGGCAUCACUCUGUUACCAAAGACAUUUCUGAAAGCCCAUGGAGGCAAGGACUAUUAAAUGAAGUGAAAAGGUGGACUGAGACUUUUUUAAUUCUCUUAUUAAAUGCCUCUAUGACAUGCUAGAAUUCCACAGGUGUACCUUAUACAACAAUGAACACUAUACUCAUCUAUUAUAAAAGCAAGAUUAUCUUCUUUAGAAAUCAAAGUCCAAAUGGCGUUCUCUUUGGUGUUGGUUAUAAAUAAAAAGGAAUAAUAAUGUACAUUUUGUUGUGUUCAUGCACACAUAUUACUGACUAGAAGUUCCUCAAAAGCAUUGGCUAGUGUGUUGUGUGCCUGUGUAUGCUGACACUCUUGGCCUCUUGUGCAUUGUAUGCUGACACUCUUGGCCUCUUGUAGUCUUGUGCAUAGAAGCUUUACCAGGGAGAAUAUUUGCAGAGUAUACAAUAGAUGACAGAUGCUUGAAAUGUGAAAUGAUAUAUGAGAAUGCUGCCAUGUGUCCUCCAUCACCUUCUGCUUUGGUUACUUAAUUGGACUUUGAUGAGGAACAAUAAUGGAAGGUUGAAGAUGUGGCACUGCUGUAAGAUUCAAAUUGAGAGAGAAAGAGAGAGAGAGAGAGCAUACCAUAUAUAUCAGCAGCCGCUUCAAUGGCUUUCUGCUUUGUCUUGUCAUCAGUCAUAGUGAGCACCUUAAGCACCACUUUCUGCAGCAUGAAUUAAUAGCAAAAGAAAAAAUUAAAAAAGACUGAGAAAGGAAUUCUAAAAACAUUGUGUAUAUGGCUGGUAUAUUGAAAAACUCUACCCUGUACCUGAGCCAUUUGAGUAUUUGAGAAGUCGAGGACGGACUUGUGGGCGAUACAAAAAAUAAAUGAAUGAAGAAUCUUUCUUGAUAUAUAGGUGAUGUCAUACAACGUGGUUUUGCAUUUGGUGGAGGGGGACCCAAAGGAUAGGAUGCGUCAUUUUGAGUGGUACUGAAGAGUGAAGACAUAUUGAACACGAGAGUAAUUUUCUUGUGGAUUUUACAUUUAUCUCUUUCCGCCUCUAACUUUAGAAAGACAACCAUAUUAAGCGUUAUACUAUAUAUAUACUCUCAAUUCUUAAUUUCUUAUUCUCCAUUUUUACUCA
Ipomoea triloba (trilobed morning glory) is the source of this 3509-nucleotide messenger RNA. Its product is annotated as pentatricopeptide repeat-containing protein At3g60050-like. Lineage: Eukaryota; Viridiplantae; Streptophyta; Magnoliopsida; Solanales; Convolvulaceae. The transcript has 4 exons. The record is from RefSeq and is a predicted model, not a curated record. Gene Ontology annotation, molecular function: protein binding. Bases 498 to 2003 code for a protein of 501 amino acids.